Colletes gigas is the source of this 2634-nucleotide messenger RNA. It is a transcript of the gene Grip91, whose product is annotated as gamma-tubulin complex component 3. Lineage: Eukaryota; Metazoa; Arthropoda; Insecta; Hymenoptera; Colletidae. Gene Ontology annotation, biological process: cytoplasmic microtubule organization; spindle assembly; microtubule nucleation. The transcript has 11 exons. The record is from RefSeq and is a predicted model, not a curated record. Gene Ontology annotation, molecular function: gamma-tubulin binding; microtubule minus-end binding. The coding region runs from base 116 to 2599 and encodes 827 amino acids. Gene Ontology annotation, cellular component: gamma-tubulin small complex; spindle pole; centrosome.
UGUCAAUUAAUUUUUCGUUUCCGUUUAAAUAGUUUAAAUACUACUCGUUAUAAGUUCGCAUGUAAUGCCAGUGAAAGUAAAGCUGAUUCGAUUAGUAUAAUAAACACAAACAAACAUGAACGCAAUAGAAGCAGAAACCGUGGGCGAUCUCGUUCAAAAAAUGAUUAUUUCUAUUCGGGGUGAACAGAAUCCAGAAAUAAUUAGAAAAUGGAUGCGGUUUUCCCUGGGGUUGUUAUCGUCGUCUCAAGGAGUGGAAACAUUAAGAGAAGAUGAAAUUACAGUGGCCAGUCACAUAAGAGAUAAGUUGCCCAUUUGUGAUGCAGUGCAAUUCGAUAAAUUGUAUAAUGACCUAAAAGUGGGGCCAUUAAAAAACAGAGCUCGGAUCCUAAUAUUUCUGUUGAACAUGUGCCAGUCGACAGAACAACUAAAGGAUAGAAUGUUCUCUAUCCCUGACUUGAAAUUAGGUUUUACUCCGUCCGUUGCAUCCAUUAGUGGGCAAACGUCGGACAUGUAUACACCGUCGCAAAUGAUGCCAGCGAACAUCACAGAAAAGAGCAUAAGAGAUUUCCUAUCGAGCCCCAACAAAAUAUUUGGCGACGAGUACAUUUCCGAAAGCGUGCUGGUUCAGGAUCUAAUCUAUUCCUUUCAAGGUAUCGAAGGGAAAAUAUUAAAGCUGGACUCCAACUAUGGUUUCCAAAUAGAUCCAAUGAUAAAUAUCGAUAGAUCUCGGAAACAGGCUACCUUGAGAUUGAGCGAACUCGGUUAUUUACACAAUAUUGUUCAAAGAGGGUUGGAAAGGAUAUCGGCCGCCUCGAGUGGCCAGGUAGCCGAUAGUUUCGUUGCAGCGUUACACUCAGAGUUGUCCGAGUACUAUAGAUUCAUAGCUAUCAUUCAGGAAGAUGUAAACAGAGCUCAAUCUCAGUCAGGAUUAUAUCGAGUCACCCUAUCGCAUUUGCACUUAUGGGCAUACGAGCCGUUAGACACCCUAAAAUGGCUGGCGAACAUAGUGAGGGCCUGUCAAGGUCAAAAGGGCGGCGCCCUCGUUUCCGCCGUGCACGAAUUUAGCAACCACGGUGACGCAAGCGUGAAAAAGCUGGUCAGGAGAAUUUUGGAAAAUGUUUGCGAUCCAUUGUACAAUAUGUUGAUAAGAUGGAUCGCCGAUGGUGAAUUAGACGAUCCGUACAGGGAAUUUUUUAUCGAAACCUGCGCGGACAUCACCAGGGACCGGAUGUGGCACGAAAAGUAUCAGGUUCGAAGCAGCAUGCUUCCGUCUUUUAUCACGAGCACGCAGGCUAAAAAGAUUUUGGCCACGGGGAAGAGCAUUAACUUCUUGCACGAGGUUUGCAAAGAUUUCACCCCGUGGCAGGGGAAGCAUACGGAAAUGUUUAAAAACUUUAGCGAAGAAUACAAAGUCGAUGUCCUAUUUGAUAUGGAUCCCGACGGUCGAUUGCAAACAAUGAUGGACGCAGCUUUCAAAGAAACUUCAACUAGAGUAGUUGAAAUAUUAACGAAACAGUACCAUAUUAUGGAUCAUUUGCACGCGAUCAAAGAUUAUCUUUUGUUAGGACAGGGACAUUUUAUUCAACAUCUGAUGCACUUAUUAGAACCAGAAUUAGACAAGCCCGCCAGUUCUCUGUACCCACACAAUAUAUCUUCAAUUUUGAAAACUGGAAUAAGAGCGACCAGUGCGAAGAUAGACGACUUAGAUAUUUACAGAAGAUUAGACGUGAGAUUAUUAGCCCCUUCGGAAAACGAGAAAGGAUGGGACGUUUUUAUACUUGAUUACAAUGUAGAUGGGCCCAUCGGAACGAUUCUAGAACCGUGCAGACAAAUAUAUCAGACCAUAUUUUUUGCUUUAUGGAGAGCGAAAAGAAUGGAAUCUAUAUUGUCUGCUAUUUGGAAACGCCAGAUUACCUCGGCGAAGAUGUUUCGAAACAUGCCAGAAGUAUUACCGAUCCAAACUCACAUACAUUUAAUCACGAGCAGUAUGGUUCAUUUGGUUCACCAAAUGCAGUACUUCUUCCUAUUUGAGGUAAUCGAAUGUUCCUGGGACGCAUUUUCGAAACAAUUAGGCCAAGCAGCCUCUUUGGACGAUAUAAUUACAGCGCAUACUUAUUUCAUAGACACAGUAAGGCGUGGUACUUUACUCGAUGAAAAGUCCCAAGAAUUAAUGGACCAUUUGCGUUCAGUAUAUGGUCCAAUUUUGGAUUUGUUGGACCUCGAAGAAACGUUUCUAACGUUUGCCACGCAAGAAUAUGAGACGAGAUUAAAAGAAAACGUUCCGUUAAACGUAACUUGUCCAUCGAAUCGACUAAACGCUACAAACACCAGUAACACAGAAUUUACUAAACGUCAAACUGUGUUUUUGAAAUACCUGAAUACUCUCUCCAUCCAGCUUAGAUUACUUUCGAGGACCUAUCAGGACAGGGUGAAGAAAUUUCUCAUAAUGCUUGCAUCCGCUGAAGACGUCUCUCUACAAUUGUUGAGCGUUCGAUUAGAUUUCAAUGAGUAUUACAAAAGUAAAGAUAGUCGUCUCGUCGAACCAUUAACGUAUUUGUACCGUAGACAGAGCGAUCAAGUUUUUUUUAGUUGCAAGUAACAAAUAUCUUUAAUAGUUCUAAUUAAUCCGAAAUA